Molecule: messenger RNA, 2445 nt
Organism: Syzygium oleosum
Lineage: Eukaryota; Viridiplantae; Streptophyta; Magnoliopsida; Myrtales; Myrtaceae
Product: tip elongation aberrant protein 1-like
Exons: 11
Coding region: 244-2001 (585 amino acids)
Molecular function (GO): protein binding
Source: RefSeq, a predicted model, not a curated record
AAAAAGACACAGCCUUUCUUGCUGCUUCGUCGACAUCCUUGUUCUGGUCUCUCGUGCUCUCUUCUUUCCUUCCCCUGCAUGACGCCGAAGAGAAGCCCACCCUCGAUCGUUCAAGCCCCGUUCUCCUUCUCAAACGCUGAAAUUUCGCUCCUUUCUUGAAGGGCCUUCGCCUCCGCCCGCUUUCUUGGCCACCCUUCUGGUCGUCGAUCGGUUUUUCUUUACCCGGAAGAGGGAGGGGAGAAAAUGAGGUGGGAGAGGGUGCCGUUGCCGCAAGCCCAGCAGCCGGAGCACGGCAGGGAAGAGGCGGGCGGCCCCGGGAAGAGGUGGGGCCACACCUGCAACGCCGUCAAAGGGGGGAGGUUCCUGUACGUGUUCGGUGGCUACGGCAGGGACAACUGCCAGACGAACCAAGUUCACGUCUUCGACACUGUGAAGCAAACAUGGAGCCAACCCACGAUAAAAGGCACGCCACCUGCUCCAAGGGACAGCCAUAGCUGUACUAAUGUUGGUGACAAUUUGUUUGUGUUUGGUGGGACAGAUGGGAUGAGCCCUCUCAGGGAUUUGCAUAUACUAGACACUUCUUCUCAUACAUGGAUAUCACCAAGUAUUAGAGGGGAGGGACCAGAGGCAAGGGAGGGUCAUAGUGCAGCACUUGUGGGUAAAAGACUGUUCAUAUUUGGUGGGUGUGGAAAAUCUCUUGAUGAUGAUGAAGAAGUAUAUUAUAAUGAUCUCUUCAUAUUGAACACAGAGACAUUUGUAUGGAAAAGGGCUAUGACAACCGGUAACCCACCUUCAGCACGUGAUAGCCAUAGCUGCUCAACUUGGAAGAACAAAAUGAUUGUGAUUGGUGGUGAAGAUGGACGUGAUUACUACUUGUCCGAUGCCCAUAUUCUUGAUGCAGAUACCCUGAUGUGGAAGGAACUGAAUACCACCGGCCACAUGCUACCCCCCCGUGCUGGACAUUCGACUGUUGCUUUUGGGAAGAUUCUGUUUGUUUAUGGGGGAUUCACAGAGGCCCAAAAGCUAUAUGAUGAUCUGUAUAUGCUUGAUGUUGAAUCUGCUAUAUGGUCCAAGGUCACUACUGCCGGAGCUGGACCUUCUGCCAGAUUUUCUAUGGCUGGGGACUGUCUAGAUCCAGUAAGGAGUGGCAUUCUUGUCUUUGUGGGUGGUUGCAAUAGAAGUCUCGAGGCUCUUGACGAUAUGUAUUACUUGCACACAGGACUCACUAGGGAACAGGAGCCAAGGCUAGAGAAGCUAUCCUUGAGGAAGAAAUUGAAGCUGAAGUGCCAAGAACAAAAUUUAACUCUAGGACAUGAUAAAGCUUUGGUGCAAGUUGGGGUGACCACAAGCACAUUUCAACCUGUGCCACUAUCGAUCUAUGGUCAGCCAGGUGCUCAUAGUUAUCACUCCUACCAAUCAGGCAAUGUCCAAGGUAAAAAAAUAUUUCAAGCGAGGGUGACUGAGAAUUUGGGUGAUCGAUACACCAUUGAAACUGUCAUAGAUGGAAAACCUCUCCGUGGAAUUUUAUUUUCCAAUAAGCCUAGCACUCGCCCUGUACCUUUUUCAAGCUCCAGCAGCAGGAAAAGAACUUAUGGGGAUUCAAGUACGGGUAUGCCAAAUGGUGAUUAUAAUAGUGAGUCAAAGGCUUCUAGAAGUAUCCAGCCGGAGUCAGCCGAUGAUGGGCAAGCUGAUGAUGGGCAUGGAAAAGAAGCCUCUUCCCAGGAGCCCCAUUCAGAACCUGCUGGUCCAGUUCCUGUUUCGAAUGUAACACAACCUUCUGAUGGCUCUGACCUGGACAAGGUACCUGCAAAACAAGAAUCGUCACUGCAUGCUUCUAUCAGUUCCAAAGAUGAUCCGAUGGAUGACACUCCAAAUUUGAAUGUGGAAGUUCCGAAAGAGAGUGCAUCUCCAUCAACCAAGGACUCUUACAUAAUCUCACAAAUUAAAGAUGAGAGGACAUCAGGCCAAGAUGAAAGAGGUGAUUCGGCAAAAUCAGUUUGAAACAGAUUCUUGCACAAUUCCUUUCGAUCGGCUGGCCCUCUUCACAUGUCCCCCGCGAAAGCCAAUUGCGACUGUACAUUCAUCUAGUUGUCCCAGAUGCAUUUGACAGCUGACAGAGUCUUCAAGCUAACUAUAGAGAUCUAAUCUACGUCUUGAUCUUCGUUUUGCAUCCUGAUCGUCGCACGAUUAGUUAUUGUCAAAUUUCUCUUCUCAAAAUUUUAUUCCUAGUCUUAGUAAGCAUGUAGGGGCUUUUGUUGAAAGUGGCAAUUCCGGGAAGAAACUCCACCAUAGCUGAGGUAUCAAAGUCUGCCGUGCUAUUUGAAGUCCGGUUCAUCCUAUAUCUCCUUAUGCAGCAACUUCUUGAAUUUGACAUGUAUGACCCCUUUUAUUUGUCAUGAGAUGAGACAUCAAAAUAUUUCUUGUCUAUGAAAAAGUAUUUCAUCA